Molecule: messenger RNA, 1701 nt
Organism: Erythranthe guttata (spotted monkey flower)
Lineage: Eukaryota; Viridiplantae; Streptophyta; Magnoliopsida; Lamiales; Phrymaceae
Product: AT-hook motif nuclear-localized protein 7
Molecular function (GO): minor groove of adenine-thymine-rich DNA binding
Source: RefSeq, a predicted model, not a curated record
UAAUAACUUUCACUUUUUUCUGGUCAUUUUAGAAAUUACCACACCAAACUCCAGACAAAGACAAACCUUGGUUUUUUUCUUUUUCUCUUCUUCUUCUUUCCGACCCCAUUAAUGGAGGGAACUCUUACUUUACAAACUUUCCCCACAGACAAAAUAAAAGCUAAAAAUUGAAAGCAGACAAACAAAUAAUUUUACCCAGAGUAAAUAGAAAUCGGUGUACUGCCUUGAAAUUUUCUGGCGCCAUUUGUUCGCUGUUAAGCUUUCAAAAAACACACUGGUGAAUUGCCAGGGGUUUUAGAAGGAAGAAUGGAAGUUGAAGACAGGGAAAGCACCGAUUCCGGUUCACUGAGUGGGAACCCGGAGUCCGAGUCGCCGCCGUUGAGUGGUGGUGGUAGUUAUGUUGACCUUGACCACGGCGGCGGUGUCGGUGCCGGCGAGGUCGGCGUGCUUCCGGGAGUGAUUGAGAAGACUGCGGCGGUGGUCGACUCACCCGCCGUGGGUGUGGGUGGUGGAGUUAUUGGUGGCGGCGGAGUCGUUGACGGCGGUGGCGGCGUAUUGGGUGGUGGAACUGGAGCGGUUGCCGGUGUUGGUAGUGGGAACGGUGAUUCGACGACGGGGAAAAAGAAGAGGGGGAGACCCAGAAAGUAUGACGCAGAUGGGAACUUAAAUCCGGCGUAUAUAAGAUCUCCGACGGCUCAGCAAGCCGGCUUCACGCUGUCAACUCCUCCGUCGUACGAAUACUCCUCCGCCUCGAAAAAGGGGCGUGGCCGGUCGUCUGGUUCCGGCAACUGGAAUAUUCUCGCUUCUUUAGGUGAAUUGUUUGCAAACACAGCAGGAGGGGAUUUCACACCACACGUGGUCACUGUACAUACAGGAGAGGAUGUUGCCGGUAAGAUACUUACGUUUGCUCAAAAGGGUCAUCGAGGAAUUUGUGUUCUUUCCGCCAAUGGAUCCGUUUCCAAUGUCACACUUCGACAGCCUGGUUCGUCUGGUGGUCUAUUAACAUACGAGGGGCGUUUUGAGAUAUUAACACUAACUGGAUCGUACACAGUUUCCGAUAGUGGUGGAAUGAAAAGCCGUGCCGGUGGAUUAAGUGUUUCAUUGGCUAGCCCAGAUGGCCGUGUUAUUGGCGGCGGUGUAGCUGGUUUGCUCAUGGCCGCUAGUCCAAUCCAGAUUGUGGUUGGGAGCUUUGUGCCAAACGGGAUCAAGAUCCCGAAAAGAAAGUACAACAACGAGUCAAGAAUGGCCAAAAUCUCGUUGCAGUGUGCUCCGGCGACAGUCACAGCGGCAACACCAAUAUCACAGGCGGCACCAGAAAUCAACGCGUACCCGAUACAGAAAACGCAGUUUGUGGUACAAAACCUAGGGGAAGGGGAUAACAGCUUGAGCAAUAAGGAUAUGCCGAAUUCUGCAUCGACUGAUACUGCUGACUGGAACGGGUCCGAUAAUCAGAGACCGUAUCCAGACAUUAACUUGUCUUUACCUCUCGAGGAGCAUUGAAACCUAGUCGGUUCUUUUUCGGUCUCUCUUGUUUAAUUUGCUGAUCCGAUUAAGAUGAAUUUUCUUGCAGCUUUAACUUUUUAGGUCUUUGUUAAGGAUUUUUAACUGUUGGUGUUAACACAUGUUUUAGAUUUGGUUUAGCAAACUUGUGAUGAGGUGGUUUUAUAUAUCCAGUGCAGUUUCAGUUCUUUUUUUUCUUGA